AUGGCAACGGUACAAGUUAGUGAAGCUGAAAAGGUGUAUAUUUUACAUGGCAUACGCGAUGAUUUGCGAGUGGAUGGAAGGGGCUGUGAAGACUACAGACACAUGGAGAUUGAGACUGACGUGGUGUCAAAUACUGACGGAUCUGCCAAAGUUGCUCUUGGCCACACUGCAGUUCUCGUGGGAGUUAAAGCUGAAAUUGGGAAACCAAAGCCCAUGGCUCCAAAUGAGGGCUAUUUAGAGUUCUUUGUUGAUUGUUCAGCCAACGCAACCCCCGAGUUUGAAGGACGUGGAGGCGAGGAGCUCGGGACGGAGCUGAGCAACACACUGUACAAAGUUUUCAACAAUAAGCGCAGCUUGGACUGGAAAACUUUGUGUAUCAGUGAGGGUGAACACUGCUGGGUGCUCUAUGUGGAUGUACUGCUCCUUCAAUGUGACGGAAACCUGUAUGAUGCCAUCUCAGUCGCUAUCAAAGCAGCUCUUUUCAGCACCAAAAUCCCCAAAGUGCACAUAUCAACCGAUGAAGAAGGAAGCAAGGAAAUCGAGUUGUCGGAUGAUCCCUACGACUGUAUGAGGCUCAAUGUGGAGAAUGUUCCCUGUAUAGUGACACUGUGCAAGGUAGGGCACAGGCACGUGGUGGACGCCACCCUACAGGAGAAGGCGUGUUCUGUGGCCAGCCUGAUCAUCUCUGUCACACACAAGGGAACGGUCACCUGCGUCAGGAAGAUAGGUGGAGGUAGCUUGGACCCGGAGAGCAUUUUUGAAAUGACAGAAACAGGUAAACGUGUGGGGAAAGCCCUCCACGCGCCUCUGGUGAAGCUGCUGCAGGAGGAGGAGAGUUUAGGAACAAAGAGACAGAAAGUCGGCUUUCUUGGUUAG
Molecule: messenger RNA, 876 nt
Organism: Nerophis lumbriciformis (worm pipefish)
Lineage: Eukaryota; Metazoa; Chordata; Actinopteri; Syngnathiformes; Syngnathidae
Source: RefSeq, a predicted model, not a curated record